CUGAAAAUGAAUAAAGACAAGCAGAUCGAUGACGACGAUGAUGAUGACAGCGACCAGUUUGAAGCCUUUAUGGAGAAUUUUAACCAACUUGAACUGCUGGAGACACACCGGCAUUUGAUUCCUGUGGGAACUCAGAGCUGUUGGUCAGGGCAGUCUGAUGAUGACGAUGAUGAACAGGAAAGAAGUGAGGAAUGGUAUGAAAUGCAAGAAAAAAAAAUGGAAAAACAUCCGGAGAAACUGCUACUCUGGGCAGCCGAAAACAAUCGGCUGAGCACAGUGAGGAGGCUCCUCUCCGCAAAGCUGGCUCCGGUUAACGCGCGUGAUGAAGAUCAGUACACACCUCUCCACCGAGCUGCCUACAGCGGGCACCUGGACAUUGCCUACGAGCUGGUUGCCCAAGGGGCGGACGUGCACGCGCAGACGGUGGACGGCUGGACGCCUCUGCACAGCGCCUGCAAGUGGAACAACGCGGACAUGGCCGCCUUCCUGCUGCAGCAGGGCGCGGACAUCAACGCCCAGACCAACGGCUUGCUGACGCCCUUGCAUAUUGCUGCAGGGAACAAAAACAGCAGAGAAACCCUGGAACUCUUGCUGAUGAAUCGCUACGUGAAGCCAGACCUCAAGAACAACCUGGACGAAACGGCCCUUGACAUUGCCAGGAGGACUGACAUCUAUCACUACCUUUUUGAAGUAGUAGAAGACUGCAUAAAUGCCGUUUCCCCUUAG
Merops nubicus (carmine bee-eater) is the source of this 726-nucleotide messenger RNA. RefSeq names its product ankyrin repeat domain 49 (gene ANKRD49). Lineage: Eukaryota; Metazoa; Chordata; Aves; Coraciiformes; Meropidae. The transcript is spliced from 2 exons. The coding region runs from base 7 to 726 and encodes 239 amino acids. Gene Ontology annotation, molecular function: protein binding. The record is from RefSeq and is a predicted model, not a curated record.